AUGCCUCCGAAUUCAGUGUUUGAAUGGGUCGUCGGUCAAAAUCUCCCCAGGAAGAAGAAGGCGAAGCCUUCUGGGCGAGAAGUUGUCAAGAUCGAAGUGACGACCGACGAUGAGACCGAUACCGAGUCCAUCACUGUCACCUACCCACGCAACAGCAAGUCCUCGAGGAGGCGCAACAAGCAUAGAAAGCCCUCUUCGGUCCCCUCGACGUCGGAGGAAAAGAAGAAAGUUACAUUCGAGAAAAAGCCGCUCAAAUCUGCCCUGAAGAAGCGUCAGGACGCAUCCUCCUCCGAGGCGUCCUCUGGCGCUUCGUCAGAAGCUUCUUCGUCAGAGGCAUCGUCGAAUGAAUCCAGCGCCGAACAGAGCAGCGAAGAAAAGCUGCCGACAAGAUCUAAAAAGGCGAGGGACGCACAGAAUGCGGGACCUUCGAGCCGCGAGGCGAGAAGCGGCAAUGGCAGCUCCCAGAAAGACAAGCACAAGCAUCAGAACUGCGUCUGCUCCUGUUGCGUGACAGGACUGCUGCUGCUGGCCAAGAUGGAGGAGAUCACCAAGAACGGGAAGAGCAAUGAGGUGACCGGGAACGUUGGAGACAAGGCAGGUCAGAAGAAUCAUGCUACCUCUGUCGAAGACACAGCCACAGCAUCCGAACCGGAACCGCCGAAGAGGAAGAAGAAAACUAAACAACAAACGGUCGCCGUGUCGUCGAAAACAGAGGCGACCAGUGAGACAGAAUCCGAGUCCGAGCCGCCCAAGAAGGGCAAGCAGAGCGGCAAAAAGACGGAGAAUGAGAAAAAAGAGAAACAACGCAGUGAUGAGGCAGCAGGGACGAAGAAUGGCAAUCAGGCAAAGGAAGGGGGCAAAGCCAGCGGAAGCAAAGAAGCGGCGGGGAGAAAAACUCGAGAGGGUCCCGCAGAUGAGAACAUAGCGGGGGACAGGGACAACGGGUCCAAGAAGGGCGGCACCGUGUACGAGAAGAAGGCGGAUGCAGCCCAUCCGCACCUCAUCAUGCCAGUCCGCGAGCGCAGCAUCCAGAUGGAACAUGUGGUUGAAGAUCCCGCCCGGGAUGCGCCUCCCAACGCCUACUUCGACAACGACAAGAACGUCUGUCGUGUCUACCACGGCCCCUACUGGGGCUACCCUUACGGCCAGCCGUAUCUCCGGGGUGGUCUCAACCCGCAGUUCCCAGCCCCGGCUUGGCUUCCUGUGCCUGAUAUACAGGCGGUGCCAGGCCACCGGGACAAUGGGGCGCAGAUCCCCUCCGGCUUUCCUCCGCCUCCCCAGCAGCCGGCACAUACAGUGCCAUACCCAACCUGGGGACAGCCCUACGGCCAGUUCCCGCCGGCGCCUCCGUACGGCAGCACGCAGCAGCGCCCAGUCGGCGUCUCGGGCAUUCCGGGCAGCCCGCUCACCGCCGAGGCCCUGAAGCGGCAUGGGUUCGACCUCAAUCCGCUGUUUGGCAACCUGAAGCCCGGACACGGUGAGAAGCACGAGAGCCGCGGUUCCAAGUCGCGCGAGCGGCACAAGACGCUGCAUGACGAGUACAAGUCGGCCAAAGGCAGCGGCGUGCAGUGGAACACACCGCCGACUACCUGGGUCAAGCUGCCGAGCAACAAGAGCAAGAACGGAUCCCACUCCGGAAGACAGAACAACGAUGGCACUGGGGGAACAACAAUAACAACAACGGCAACAACGGCUGGGGCAAUACCAACGACGACGACAACAACAACAACAACAACAACAACAACACCCCCAAGCCCUCGCCGGAGCCCUUCCGCCCCGACCCCGUCUCCAGCAUGCCGGGCAGCUGGUCGCCGCCCGGCGGCAAGGCCAACAUCGAGUGGAAGGGCGGGGACGGCGGCGAUAACAACAAGGCGGCGAGCUGGAUGGACCGGACCGCUGCGCAGGCGGCGGAUACCUGGUAGAUAG
Thermothelomyces thermophilus ATCC 42464 is the source of this 1926-nucleotide messenger RNA. RefSeq lists its product as uncharacterized. The record is from RefSeq and is a predicted model, not a curated record. The coding region runs from base 1 to 1926 and encodes 641 amino acids. Lineage: Eukaryota; Fungi; Ascomycota; Sordariomycetes; Sordariales; Chaetomiaceae. The transcript is spliced from 2 exons.